Messenger RNA from Ilyonectria robusta, 1339 nucleotides. Its product is annotated as GNAT domain-containing protein. The transcript has a single exon. Bases 371 to 1162 code for a protein of 263 amino acids. Gene Ontology annotation, molecular function: acyltransferase activity, transferring groups other than amino-acyl groups. NCBI's taxonomy places the organism in Eukaryota, Fungi, Ascomycota, Sordariomycetes, Hypocreales, Nectriaceae. The record is from RefSeq and is a predicted model, not a curated record.
GCAUUAGGGUGCAACCCUGAUGCCUCAGCUUGGGAAGAGGUGCAAAACGAGAACAUUAUUCGUAUUGUUCUCGGACGCAGUUCUUGCUUCUGGCAAGGAUCGCCGGAUCGGCAAAUCAUAUGUCCUGAUUCAGUUCACUUGCCGAGAACCUGACGCGCCAAUUUCAUCUCCUUGUUUCAAUCCAUCUGCCGUGCGACCCUGGAUUGAGCGCGCUCCUCACCGCUCCCCGUUCUCUUUUCGUAUUAAACGGAUGCCAACACCGAGGUGAUACACAGCUAGACUCGAAGCAAGCGCCGUGAACGCGCGGAAAUCAACCAGCUUCCUCUCCAUUCGCCAGUCGGCUGUCACUGCGCCAAGCAAGUGACUUUGCAUGGAGGCUAUGUCGUCACUACAGCAGGCUUUGCCGCCUCUCAAAAUCUACCUCAGCCGCGACGAAUUCCAGACCCAGGGCGUGACACCAUGGUUUUCCUAUUGUGUCACUCUGCCCCAACAUCCGCUCCCUAGCCUGUCAGAGCGAUCACAGAUCAAGACACAGCGUCUUGUGGUCCGCCCGUUGACUGAGGACGACUUGCACGACUUCCACGAACUACGCCGCCUGCCGGAUCUGCAAUCCUUGUCACAGCACCGUGGCCGUCCAGACAAAGACGAGGAGGAGACGAAACAAUACACCGAUCAUCUACAACAAGAUGAGGACACCCAUUGGUACUUUGGCGCCUUUCUCCAAUCAACAAAUGAGCUGAUCGGCGAGGGCGGCAUGCCCGACUGCCUCCACAUGACCACCUCAGCGUCUGGCUGGCCCGAAGCUGAGUUUCUCAUCAAGCCAGAAUAUUGGCGACAAGGAUACGGCACAGAGUUCUUCAACGCCGUGAUGGAUUCAUGGUGGAAGUUGCCGCGUCAACGGAAGAGACUGCAGCUCCUCCCCGCCAUUGCGCCCAACAAGGAGCCCGGCGAUGAGAUGUUGGAGGGCGUCGUGUUUCGAUGGGAAGAGCCUAAUGACGCUGCGCGAGAGUUUUUUGCCAAGGUCCUGGAACAGGCGCCCAUCUAUGCGGAAGGCGCCUAUGAGAGUAUUGAUGUUCGAGAAGGCAGAGAGGGAAAUCUUGUACAGUUUACUGGAUCGUUGGCUACGCAUCCCAGGCUUCAGGACUGUAUCAUUGAGGAGUGAGGAAGGAUUAUGUAUUUGAGUUCCUGCUCUACUAUUUGCGCUAUAACUAGAGGGUUUAUUUUUGGUUAACGUCUGGUUUUUUGGUGCUUGUUAGUGUCGAUGGCGGCGUAUUUACUCCAUUUUAGUAUAAAAUGUUACACAAGCUCGUCACCUGAAUGUUGGUCGAGCUACACUAGG